CUGAAGAAGUGCGUAGUUUGAGAAGUGUGUGGAGCAUUUGGAGAAAGAAGAGGAGGAGGAGGAGGAGGUGGUGGUGGAGCAGUGGGUGGCUGGCUCUGAAGGUGAAGGAGUGCCAGGAUGCUGUCUGUGAUGAGCAUGAUGGAAGGGGGUCACCUGCACGAAGAAGAAGAGGAGGAGGAAGAGGAGGAUCCUCACCUGGAGGAGGAGGAGCACGGCCACGAUGGACUCCAGCUCUCCAAGGCGGAACUAAGAAAGAGCAACAAGCCGAUCAUGGAGAAGCGGCGGCGGGCGAGAAUCAACACGUGUCUCAAUGAACUCAAGACUCUUAUUCUUGACGCUAUGAGGAAAGACCCCGCCCGUCACAGCAAGCUGGAGAAGGCGGACAUCCUGGAGAUGACCGUGAAGCACCUGCAGGCGGUGCAGCGGCAGCAGCUAGCUUUGGCUGUGGCCCACGACCCCGCCGUCCUCACUAAGUUUCGCAGCGGCUUCACGGAGUGCGCCCAGGAGGUCACAAGGUACGUGUCGAGGAUCGAGGUGGAAGGAGGCGUGCGGCAGCGGCUGCUGCAGCACCUGGGCCAGUGUGUGUCUGGACUAUCCACCAUGACGCCCAUGUCCUUCACGGCCAUGGCGGGGCUGCCCAUGCCUCUCACCCACCUCCAGGGCGGCGCUCUUCCCACCAGGGCCUCCUCCUCCCCUGCAGCAGAGGCCUGGUGAUGUCAACAACAACCAGGCCAGGCUGCUGCACGGCCUUGUUGCUGCCAGGCUUGCAGCUGCCGGAGAUGCUGCAGGUGCAGCACUCCUCCUCCAUGGUGGCCUGUCCCUCCUUGCCCAUGCCUCCCCCCACCCUCCACCUCCCACCUCGC
Molecule: messenger RNA, 863 nt
Organism: Scylla paramamosain (green mud crab)
Lineage: Eukaryota; Metazoa; Arthropoda; Malacostraca; Decapoda; Portunidae
Product: protein deadpan-like
Exons: 4
Coding region: 118-714 (198 amino acids)
Biological process (GO): regulation of transcription by RNA polymerase II; regulation of neurogenesis; anterior/posterior pattern specification
Cellular component (GO): nucleus
Molecular function (GO): DNA-binding transcription factor activity, RNA polymerase II-specific; RNA polymerase II cis-regulatory region sequence-specific DNA binding; protein dimerization activity
Source: RefSeq, a predicted model, not a curated record